Messenger RNA from Cynara cardunculus var. scolymus (artichoke), 1078 nucleotides. RefSeq names its product hyoscyamine 6-dioxygenase-like. The record is from RefSeq and is a predicted model, not a curated record. The transcript has 4 exons. NCBI's taxonomy places the organism in Eukaryota, Viridiplantae, Streptophyta, Magnoliopsida, Asterales, Asteraceae. Bases 26 to 1054 code for a protein of 342 amino acids.
ACAACCACAUUGAGUUAACUUGACGAUGGCUCUACUGGUUUCUAGUUGGUCUAAUGGAAUUCAAUCCGUUCCUAAAGAUUAUGUAAUGCCACCAGAAAGAAGACCUGGCGAUUUCGUUUCAGUUUGCAACGAGAUUCCCGUGAUCGAUCUUCAAGAAAACCCUAAUGUCGACCGAUCACAGAUCGUCCAACAAAUUCUAAAAGCUUCUCAAGAAUUCGGGUUAUUUCAGGUGAUCAAUCAUGGAGUUUCAGCGAAGAUGAUGGAGGACAUUAGGGUUUUGUACGAUGAGUUCUUUAACAUGUCGAUUGACGAUAAGUUGGGCGUUUAUUCCGAAACCUUUGGUACGGGGUGUACGCUUUAUACGAGCGGUUUGGAUUACGCGAAAGAAGAUGUUCAUUACUGGAAAGACACUUUGAAACACCGAUCUUAUCCUUUAGAAGAACACACACCAUCUUGGCCGGAAAAACCUGUCAGAUACCGGGAGGAGGUGGGAAAAUAUGUUGUUGAGGUUCGGAAAGUGGCGUUCAAGAUUUUGGAUCUAAUUGGGGAAGGAUUGGGACUUAAAGAAGGGCACUUCAUCAAAGUGAGCCAGGAACAAGCGAUGGCGAUUAACUAUUACCCGCCAUGUCCGGACCCGAGUUUAGCCAUGGGUAUCGGUGGCCACACCGACCCGAACCUUAUAACCUUCCUUCAACAAGAUCAAUAUGGGCUACAAAUUCAUAAAGAUGGGAAAUGGAUGGGUAUUGACCCUAUUCCAAAUGCUUUUGUGGUCAACCUUGGUUACCAACUCGAGAUUAUAAGUAAUGGGAAGUUAAAGGGUGUGGAACAUCGUGGUGUCACAAGUUCAACUGCAGCUCGAACAUCGAUUGUCACUUUUUUUGGUCCAGAUCCUAUUCUUCCAGUUGUUGUAGAACCUGCAAAAGAGCUGGUUACGUCGAACACUCCCCAGAUGUUCAAAUCAUAUCAAUACAACAACUUCAUAGCCGACUAUUUGGCCUACCUUGUCAAACCACUUCCUCGCACUGGAACACCGUUGGACCCUUAUCGCCUCUAAGCCGGAGUUCUUGGUAAUAAACCU